This is a messenger RNA of Trichoderma citrinoviride, 2861 nucleotides long. Its product is annotated as glycoside hydrolase family 2 protein. The coding region runs from base 150 to 2861 and encodes 903 amino acids. The record is from RefSeq and is a predicted model, not a curated record. Gene Ontology annotation, biological process: carbohydrate metabolic process; glycoprotein catabolic process. Gene Ontology annotation, molecular function: beta-mannosidase activity. The transcript has 7 exons. Lineage: Eukaryota; Fungi; Ascomycota; Sordariomycetes; Hypocreales; Hypocreaceae.
UCAUUUCUUUCGGCCGGGUUCCCCGCAAAGUGGGGGAAGAGGCUGGAGCUUGACUUGGUAGGAUCUGGAUGAGUCGAUAACAGAGCACUGACAAGAGCUCAGCUGUGCCUGGUAUCGACUUGCUCUGACUUGAUACAUCUUUUUUCAACAUGGCUCGCCAGAGCACUCAGUUAAACCAAGGCUGGACCUUUCGGCAGCAUCAAGGCCCUUCCACGGAAUGGUUGCCAGUGGAAAAGGUGCCGACGCAGGUUCACGUGGAUCUGCUGGCCAACAAAAAAAUCCCAGACCCCUUCGUGGACCUGAAUGAGCGCGCCGUCCAGUGGAUCGGCUACAAGGACUGGGAGUAUCAAGUGACAUUCACCCACGAAGAAGCCUCUUCUCAAGCCGAAAAUGCCACGAGAGACCUGGUGUUCAGCGGCCUCGACACCUUUGCCACCGUCUACCUCAACGGAGACAAGAUCCUCGAAGCGGACAACAUGUUCGUGUCCUACCGCGUCAACGUCACGGACCGCAUCAAGGCCGGCUCGGAGGAGAACACGCUCCGCAUCGUCUUCCGCUCGGCCAUCGUCCGAGGCGAGGAGCUCAUCGAGGAGCACGCCGGCGAGCACAACUUCCUGGUCCGACAGACGGAGAGGAGCCGCGUCCCGGUGCGGAAAGCCCAGUACAACUGGGGCUGGGACUGGGGCCCUAUUCUCAUGACGGCGGGGCCCUGGAAGCCCGUCGCGCUCGAGACGUAUGUUGCGAGAGUUGACGACGUCUGGGCUCAGAGCAACGUCAGUGAGGAUCUGAAGACUGUUUCUGGCUUUCUCUUUGCUCGUGUGGGUGGCGAGCUGAGCCCUCCUGACGACCAAGUCUCCUUGACCCUGUCGAUGGAUGGCAAGACUGUGUUCCAGCAGACAGUCGAUGUUGCCUCAGCCGAAGAUGGUCUAGUCAAAGUCCCCUUCAAGCUCGAGGAGCCCAAGCUUUGGUAUCCAAGAGGAUAUGGUAGCCAAAGCCGUUACCAGCUCAACGCCAAACUCCACCGCAAGGCGUCCGACGCCGGCGAGAUCGACAGCCUGGUCAAGCUGAUUGGAUUCCGCCGCACGGAACUCGUCCAAGAGCCAGACGCCUACGGCAAGUCAUUCUACUUCCGCAUCAACAACGUCGACGUGUUUGCCGGUGGCUCAUGCUGGAUCCCCGCCGACAGCUACCUCGCCAAUGUUCCCCCGGAGCGGUAUCGCGAAUGGGCCAAGCUGGUCGCCGAGGGCAACCAAGUCAUGCUGCGCGUCUGGGGAGGAGGCGUCUACGAAGAGGAUGCCCUCAUUGACGCUUGCGACGAGUUGGGCAUCUUGGUGUUUCACGACUUUCAGUUCGCUUGCGCGUCUUAUCCCGCCUAUCCGUCCUAUCUGAAGACAUUGGAAGUGGAAGCGCGGCAGCAGAUUCGACGCCUGCGUACGCACCCCUCCGUGGUCAUCUGGGCCGGCAACAACGAGGACUACCAGGUCCAGGAGAGGUAUAAGCUGGACUAUGACCUUGAGAACAAGGACCCGGAGUCGUGGCUCAAGUCGUCGUUCCCGGCGCGGUACAUUUACGAGCAUUUCCUGCCGAAGCUGGUCGAGGAGGAAGAUCCGGGCAAGCUCUAUCACCCGAGCAGCCCCUGGGGCGACGGAAAGCCCACGGCCGACCCAACUGUUGGCGAUAUUCAUCAGUGGAACAUCUGGCAUGGGACCAUGAACAAAUACCAAGAGGCCGCCAACAUGGGCGGCCGCUUCGUCAGCGAGUUCGGCAUGGAAGCAUACCCCCAUCUCAGCACCACGCGCCGCAUGGCCACGGACCCGGGCCAGCUGUACCCGGGGUCGAUGGUGCUCGACGCCCACAACAAGGCCAUCGGCCACGAGCGCCGCAUGAUGAGCUACGUCGUCGACAACUUCCGCCCGCGGCACGACCUCGGCGGGUACACCCACCUGACGCAGGUCGUGCAGUCGGAGACGAUGCGCGCCGCGUACAAGGCCUGGCGGCGGCAGUGGGGGAGUCCCGGAGCCAGGCGGUGCGGCGGCGCGCUGGUGUGGCAGCUCAACGACUGCUGGCCGACCGUCUCGUGGGCCGUCGUGGACUACCAUCUCGUCAAGAAGCCGGCGUACUACGCCAUCGCGCGGGCCCUGCGGCGCGUCGACGUCGGCGUCUGCCGGACGGUGCACGAUUGGACCCAGACGGGGAGCUGGGUCGACGAGAACUCGGGCCUCGUCACCGGCCAGGUCGACCACACGCUCGCCGCCCGCAAGGGCACCUUUGACGUCUGGGUCGUCAGCAGCGCCACCGAGCCCGUCGAGCUGCGCCUCGUCGUGCGCUUCAUCUCCGUCCGCACGGGCAAGGACGUCGUCGAGCCCAUCGUCAACCCCGGCGUCGUCGUCGCCGCCGCAAACUCCACGACCGACGUCCUCCAAGGCAAGGCCCUCCCGCCGUCCGUCCCCCACCCCGAAGACCUCGCCACCAAGCCAUUUUCCCUCUCGGACUACGAUCCGUACGUCGUGCACGCCACCGUCGCCGACGCCGCGACCGGCGUCGUCAUCGCCGCGGACACGGCGUGGCCCGAGCCCAUCAAGUACCUCGACCUGUCCAACCGGGGCAUCACGUUUGAGGUCUCGCCCGCUGGGGACGAGGUCGUCGUCGAGGCGGAGAAGCCCGUCAAGGGGUUCGUCUUUGAGGAGGUGGAGGGCUUGAGGCUGAGCGACAACGGGUUCGACGUCGUGCCGGGGGAGAGGCAGGUCGUCAAGGUCGGGGGUGCCUUGAAGGCGGGCGAGUUGUUGUGGACGUGUGUUGGGGCGGAGGAUGCGUCGUUGAAGAUUGGGCAGUCGCCGGCUUCUUCCUUGGCUCGUCGAUAG